AUGGCCCAUUCACCAUUCGCUAGAGAGCUUCAAGUGGCUUGUCUCGCUGUCCAGCGAGCCAGUAUAGUCACCAAGACUAUGCUGGCCGAGGCCGACAAGGGAUCUACCGACAAAGCGGACGCGUCUCCAGUAACCAUAGCCGAUUUUGCGUCACAAGCCAUUCUAAUUAGCGCAAUCCGCCACAACUUUCCCAGCGACAAAUUCGUCGGGGAGGAAUCAGCAUCAGCCCUGCGGAAUGAUCCCGCACUAGCCGACCGAGUGUGGCAGCUGGUAUCCACAACUCAAUUGCAUGAUACCGAGAGCGAAGAGAUCGUCGCAGCCCCAUCGUCGCUUGAGGAGAUGCUAAGCAUCAUUGACUUGGGUGGCAAUGGGGAAGGAGCCCGUCAUACGCGUACCUGGAUCAUGGAUCCCAUUGACGGGACGGCUUCGUUCAUUCAGGGCCGUCAGUAUGCUGUUUCCGUGGCGCUCAUCGAGAACGGCGAGCAGAAAGUCGGCGUGGUCGGUUAUCCCAACCUGCACUUCCACAGCACCGAAGUCCACGAAGACACGGUCGAUCGGAAUGGGUACGGGAUUAUGCUGUCGGCAGUCCGGGGCCAUGGAGCGUACAAGCGUCCGAUGAGCAAGGAGCGCCUGCAGCCCGCCGUGAAGGUGUACAACGUCCUGGCACGGACCGAUACCGGCCAGCCCGAUCUGGUAUUUGCAGAGAGCAUAGAGAGCCCCUACAUCGAUCAGCGGCUACACCAGGUUGUUCGCGAGAGACUGGGUGUCACCAAACCAAUUACUGAUCUCUGGUCCAUGCAAGCCAAGUAUGCGGCCCUCGUGGUGGGCGGGUGCAACGUGAUGGUCCGUAUCCCCCGAAGCCCCGAGUAUCGUGCCUAUGCGUGGGAUCAUGCCGGCGGCAUGCUGGUGUUUGAAGAAUCGGGCGGCAUGAUCACCGAUCUGGAUGGUCAGCCUUUCAACUAUGGGCGAGGCCGGACGCUGGCAGAUAAUGUAGGUCUAGUUGCCGCAUUCCCAGAGUUUCACUCGAGGGUGCUGGAACUUGCGCAGGAAAUCAGGGAAAGGCAUAAAGAGGGAAUGAAAGACAACACGCAUUAA
Molecule: messenger RNA, 1095 nt
Organism: Aspergillus luchuensis
Lineage: Eukaryota; Fungi; Ascomycota; Eurotiomycetes; Eurotiales; Aspergillaceae
Exons: 1
Coding region: 1-1095 (364 amino acids)
Biological process (GO): sulfate assimilation
Molecular function (GO): 3'(2'),5'-bisphosphate nucleotidase activity
Source: RefSeq, a predicted model, not a curated record